This is a messenger RNA of Ostrea edulis (European flat oyster), 4368 nucleotides long. RefSeq names its product ER membrane protein complex subunit 8-like. The coding region runs from base 43 to 642 and encodes 199 amino acids. Gene Ontology annotation, cellular component: EMC complex. The transcript is spliced from 5 exons. NCBI's taxonomy places the organism in Eukaryota, Metazoa, Mollusca, Bivalvia, Ostreida, Ostreidae. The record is from RefSeq and is a predicted model, not a curated record.
AUAUUAGACUGUGCAAAAUAAAAAAAGAAAAAAAGGUAAAGGAUGGCGGAGAUCAUCGUCAGCAAUCAGGCGUAUUGUAAAAUACUGCUACAUUCAGUAAAACAUCCACAUUGUGCUGUGAAUGGUGUGUUAUUGGCAGAGGACAGUAAAUCAAAAGACCGCAAAGUUUUGAAAUUCGUGGAUUGUAUACCUUUAUUUCAUUUAACUUUGAGUCUCUCACCCAUGCUUGAAGCUGCCUUGUUGCAGAUUGAUGCAUACUGUAAAAGUAGAGGAUAUGUCAUCGCAGGUUACUAUCAAGCUAAUGAAAAUCUUAGGGACAAAGAAUUGAAUAAUGUUGCCAGAACUAUAGGGAGAAGAAUUCAAGAAAAUUGCCAAGAUUCACAUGUAUUUAUGGUUGAUAAUGAGAGGCUUUAUCCAGAAUCUGUCUCAGAAAUAUACAGAAUCUACUCAAUGAAGGAGAGUUCAUGGAAAGAAGAAAUGAGCGAAACAGUCACCGAAGACACGUUGCGGGUAGCCUCCAUGCUGUUGUCAUCACAGUCAUUUAGGAAAGUAGAUGUGGUGGACUUUGAUAAUCAUUUCAAUGACAUCACUCAGGACUGGCGAAAUAUUCAGAUAAAUGAAUUGUUAGAAAAGUGUACUUGAUGAUGGUUACAGUUUAGCAUUUGCAGUAGGAUAUUGUUACAGGUUAAACGGGAAGGCAUGGAAAUACCAAAAGUGGUCCUGCUUAUGGGAGCGAUAGUGCAAGACCUCGGCAUAGGUUUCCGUGGAAAUUGUACAGUGAAUACGAAUGACUUUUUUUUUUUUUUUUUUUUAAACUGUUGUUGUGUAAUUACCACCAAAAAGUAUGUAGUGUUAUACCUAGAGGAGUUUUUACAGACCUAGCUGUGCAUGGAUAUUGGAAAUCAACUUCUCUAAUAUCUCGUUUUUCAACAUGGUACAUGUAAAAUGAACAAUUGCUGACCAAAUUGUCUACUCAUGCAUUUCGGUAGGGCAUUUUAAUAUAUUGUACUGAUGAAAAAUAAGGUGCUUAUUUUAUGUCAUUUUUUUUUUUCCAUCUCUUGAGUGUACUGAAUGUAGAGUGUACAUUUAGGUGUAAAUAUUAGACAAUGUAGCCUCAUAAAGAUCCCAAACAAAACUGAAACGGCUCAUUGUCUGAAGAACAUGCAAGUAUGUUAAUAUAUAUAUAUAUAUGCUUAGUAGUAGGGUAUACUGGGAUUAGGUUGUUCAUUUGUUGAGUGUAAUUUCUGUACUCAGAUUUAAUUCCUUUCCCAUCUGAAGGCACAGAAAUAAGGAUGUGCGCUAUUAAUUUGCAUUAAAAGGUGAAGUUCACAGUGUACGGAGCUGUGGAUAUGGUAUACUGACUGGAAUUAAAAUUUUAUGCACCCAAUUAACUUUUCACAUAGAUUUGACAUGAAAUAAGAAUGUUCCCCAUCUGCUUCUUAUAAGAGUGUGCUACCCUAUGAAAUAAAAUAUGAUAAAAAAUACAUAUACAUGGUAACUUGGAGUAAAAUUUUCAGUGAGGAACCUCUAGCAGGCUAGAGUAGAUGUACCCUACGAGGUUAGGUUAAAUCAAACUCGCAAAAAAAUGCUACAGAAAAGUAGUGCCCAUACUGCAACAUCACACAUUAAUAACCCCCAUAUUUAUAGAUAGAGGACAUGCACUAGUGAUUUUAAGGUCAAAAAUCUAAUUCAUAAACAAUCCAGCACACACAUAGAAAAUGAACUCUAAAUUCAUUUCAUUUCUUGAGUGAAUGAAUCAAUGGGUUGUUCACAAAACUGCAUUUCCAAGAUGUCCUAAUUAGACUGUACCCCAUGGAGAGUAUAUAUGAAGAUUAGAUGAAAUUUUCAUUGAUCUGCAUAUUACUAGUGUUGGCACCCGUGCAAGCUUUAUCGGGAUUCAUAAUUUCUUAUUUUGUUUGCAAUGUGGCAGUGAGCUUUUGUCAUCUGUCUCCCUCUGCAUCACUAAACAUCAUUUACACAUAGCUUUAAGGCAUCAUUCAUCAGAUAUGAAAUUAACUGCAUAUGUAAUAUUUACAUAUUGAGUCAAUUGAUGAUAUAUUUAAAGAUUUUUAGAUCAAUUUGAUUGGAGAUUUAUAUAUUGUAAAGAAUGAGUGCAAUUAACAUUGAUUGACGGGGCCCCAGUAAUAUUAAACUAAGAGGCCAAUGGGUCACAAUGUUCACCUGAGUCAUCUUGGCCCUUAACGUUUUUCAAGGAAAGAUUUUUAAAAGAUAUCCCAUUAUAUAUUUUGACACCAACCCAAACUGUGACUCGACUGAAUCCAAACAACAUGGGAAUGCCUCAAAAUCAAUACGACUAACAGGGCCUCACUGUUCAGGAGAAGAGUUUUUCAAUAUUCGUGUAUUAUGUAACAUUCAUCCCCAUCCUAAUUCAAGGAUCCUUUUAAAAAUUCCCCAUGAUUUCAGAACAUUUGCAUAUUGAUUGAUUUAGUGUGGCACUCAAACUAGUGAAUUUGUUUUCUAAUCUCGGACAUGUAAAACUUCUGAUUCCCUAUUUAAGCCAACUCUGGGUAAAUAUGAAUCUGUGCUACAAUGGAAUGCUUGCAUAUUAAAAUAUCUAAUCAGUGGACCUGAAUAAGAAAAUUUGGAAUUUAUUUGGCACUAUCGAUUAAAUGAUACUUGUGUGUAACCCUUUUCAAUAUAUAUGUCUUACAAACAUUUCUUGUUUCAACUUUGAAUCUGCACUACCUGAGGAUGCUUGCCUACCUGUUCAUAAGAAAACCAUUUUUAAACACUCUUUACUAAAUAUUUCUAUGUAAAAAUUUAUCCCUUUUUGUGGCCCACUCUACCUCUGGGGACCACAAAUUGAACAAACUUUCAUCUGCACUGACUGAUAGGAAUAAUCAAGGCCUUGCUUUUCUUAAGAUUUUAAAAUAUUUUUGAAAUAUUCCCAUAAGAAAAGCUUACUUGAGCAAAAAAUUAAGUUUUAAAAUGAAUGUUUAUUCUACUUGUGAUCCCUUCACAUCUUCACUGUAAUUUUAUGAGAUUAUAUGAAUUAAAAUUCAAAAUUGUAUACAUACAAUUACGAAGAGCAAAGCCAAUGGUAAGGGCAUGGAUGAUAAUUUUUCUCAAAUCUCCAUUGGCAAUUAAGUUGGUAAUACUUUCAAUGCUAUUAUGAUUGUCUGAUGUUCUCCAUAGAAUGGUCAUUGUAUAUUAGGUUGUAUAACAGUAUAUUCAAAGGAGAACAACAAACAAAAUUUCUUCAUAAAUAAAAAACUGUCAAAAUAUAACCAGGUUUUCCACUUUAUAUUGACCAGGGCUGUUAGGACUUGCUGAAUAUUAUGUGUAACCAAUUUAAUGAUGUUGCCUCAGGUAAAAAUUGUGAAUGUUAAAAUCUAUCGUAUGCAUACAAUCUAAAAACAAGAACAAAAAGAAAUCAAAAAAAUAUGUUAACAUAUAUACUAGUAAUGGCUAUGACCAUUUAAAAACAUUUUCAAUCACACCAAAUUUUAAAAGUCCAUCAUUUUCUUUUUAAUGGUAAUGGUUCCUCCUUUUAUGGAUUAUUUAAAUGCACUCAUUCUUGGCAUGACCAAAAUUUAAUAAACAUGUAAUUAAAUAAACAAAACAAAAAAUUAUGCCCAAUUUGAAAUUGUUAUGAGAAGACAUAUCAGCUAACUUUUUCUGCUCUAGUGAUAGUCUUUUUGCUUACCAUAAAAAAAAAGGUCAUGAAUGGACAUAAAUGAUAGUCAUCUGCAUCUCAUUGUCAUUUGUGCAUGGUUAAAACUGCCCUGAUUUUUUUCUAGUAAUGAACCUAGUCAGUUUUUCUGCUUACAUUUUCUACAAAAGUGAAUAUUUUGUUACUCAGGAGGCUUUCAUAAUUUUGUGUGUUUACUAAAUGUCUUGUAUAAUUUGCUGUAUUUUGCACUACAGGUGUAUAAUAUAUUUAAUUUUUAGUCACUAUAGAUUGACAUGCAUGGAAUAGUAUGUAUGCACUGAAAAACCAUCUUCUAGUACUUGUAAAUUUUAUUCAAUAUAUGGUGUAAAAUAGAAAAUUUUAUUUCUAGUAAUGAUUCUGAAAAUUGCUGAAUUUACAUAGACAAAUGUUAGUAGAUUAUUUAUUAGUAUGUUGGACAUUCCUUGUGUUCAUAGUUAAGAAUUUAUGUAUCAUAUUCCUUAUUAGUAUCUAAUACUUUGUAUAUUUCCAUUGUAUUGCGGCUUUUAAGUUCUGUACAGGAUAACAAAGGGAAUAAAAUGCCAUUAAGAACACAUGUAUGUAUAUAUACACAUUGUAUUAUGCAUAAGGCCUAAAUGUUUUUAUCAAAUAUGUUUAAAAGUGUGUUAGAAUGAAAUAUUGAUGUUCUAAACACUUUAAAUAUUAUGCAGAAAAUGAAAUUAAAUACUAAAACUAUU